UAUGAUACAAUUAGUGGUAGGGUCCUAGCAUGGCGUUCUAUGUGUUUAGGAUCGAUUUUCUUUCAGUGAACUAAUUGAAUUAUUUUCCGUUCUAUCCAAUAUUCCAUGACUGGUGUUAUUUUAGUAAAUUCUUAAGUACGACUCAGUACGUACAUACUAGUCUAAAAAUAGUAUUCAAGGACGAUAAUUAUAAAGCGAUGUCUGUUAUUAAAUGUAUAUUUUUUAGUGAGUUUCACCCAAAAGCAGGACCAAAGAUCACCUAUCAGGUGCCAGAAGACUUCAUCAUCAAAUUUGAAAGCAUUCAGAUCUACAUCAUCACCAAACCUGAACUGAAGAACAGAUUGAUUACGAUCAAUGCUUUGGGAUACAAGUUUGUUGGCUGCCCAGUGGUGAUCGAUGACGCUAAGUAUGCGAGAAAUGCCCUGAUUUUCAAUCUCUGUUUUGUCUUUGACAAAGACACACCCACCUGUAAUUACGGACCUGUUGUUAAGAAAUUAGCGGCUUAUUUGACUCAGUUGGAGCUUGAAAGCGACUUCCUGAGUAACGACAAUAAGAGACAACAGAUUCCUAACUUCCUGAAGCAGGUUCUCACCGGACUCAACAAGAAUGGACACUGCAGCAUUCCUAUGGGUGAAUCUUGCACCAUCCAUCUGAAAGUUGCUCCAACAAUCUCACAUCCUCCUCAAGUUCAGGACCAUGACGUCCCCAUCCUGGUGGAUGACAAGGAGAAAGUCAUGGAGUAUCCCUGGGAUCUUACAACACAGCAGGUUCUACAUUAUGUUGAUGGGUUUUCCCACAUAGCCAAGAUGGCGGCAGAGGCAGACGUAGAAAUCAACCUGGUGAAGGCUUGCAUCCAGAACCUUAUCCACUAUCAAGUAGUUCAAAUGGUCUCCAUAUUUCAGUAUUCCAACAUGUACACGGUGACUCCAAAGAUAAACCGCUUGGCUGAAGAUAAAAGUCUGCAGUCAGAGUGUAUCCAGUUUGUAGCUAGGAAAUCUCACAGACUUCCUCUGUAUCGCGAUGUCUUCAUGUUGUACUGCAGUCUGUCACCGGGGACAACCGUCAAGGAUCUCUGUUCUAGGUACAACCCACACGCAUUGAAAAUUGAUGAGAGAAAACUGGUCCAGUUUGGACUGAUGAAGGGUAUCAUUCACCGUCUACACAGCUAUCCAAUCAAACUGCCCAGUGAAGUGGGAACUGCAUCCUUACCUCCAUCUUACCGCUGGUUUAAUGGCUGCCACAGUUUUGAUGAAAUAUGCUGUAAAAUAGGAAUAACGCAUCAAGAUCUGGAGAAGAUCGAGAAUGACCCCAAUGUAGUGGUGUGCUCGAAGUGAUUCUAUAGCCCAGCAAUCACUUGACCCGAACACUCCAUGGCAUUACAAGAUGUUACUAGGCUGGUUUUGGUGCUUAAUGUUACAUGUUUGUGACUGGACAGAAACUUGUCAGAUCAUUAGUGGGUGCUUGCAGUAUAGGUAGCAUUAUACCAAAUAGCAUCUCACCGGGUCAAAGUUCAAAGUACACCUCACCAUCUGUGAUAUGUCACAGGACUUGUUGUAAAAUGUUGCGUUAUCAAGCCAGUAAAUUGCUGGAAUUUAAUUUGAAGUAGUAUCAUUGUAACAGAUACUACUGUGCUUGAAACAGGUGAUUUCAUCUCCAACGAACAUUCACUGCUGUUGUUUGAAAUAAACUCAGGCCAGUAUACAACAUAUUGCAACACUACUGUAACUGUCAUGUUCCUUAAAACAAAAUUGCAAUAAUAUGUAACAGAUGUACAGUUAAACCUGUGUUAAACAGCCACCAAAGGGAGGAUCAAAAAGUGGCCUUUUAACACAUGUGGCUUCUAAAUACAGGUGGCCACUUGAGCAGGUUUGACUAUAUUUAUGUAUCUUAUGAAAAAUCCAAGCAUGUAUUCACAUAACAUGACAGCAUAUUUCCCCGUGGACUGACAAAAAGGUUCAUAUAUACAUGUACAUGAAAUGUUUGAUUAAAAUUUCAACACAGGUUUGUGUAAUUAAGCAUGUCUAUGGUGUGGCUUAUCAAUUGUAAUUAAAAUAUAUUGUUACUUGU
Molecule: messenger RNA, 2067 nt
Organism: Gigantopelta aegis
Lineage: Eukaryota; Metazoa; Mollusca; Gastropoda; Neomphalida; Peltospiridae
Product: GATOR complex protein NPRL2-like
Exons: 11
Coding region: 198-1334 (378 amino acids)
Biological process (GO): positive regulation of autophagy; negative regulation of TORC1 signaling; cellular response to amino acid starvation
Cellular component (GO): GATOR1 complex; vacuolar membrane
Molecular function (GO): GTPase activator activity
Source: RefSeq, a predicted model, not a curated record